UUUUAUAUCAAGGGUGCUGAGGAAGCUAGUGUAACCUCCAAUGCUGGUGCUGAGCAAAACAACCCAAAACUUAGAGAAUUUUCUAUUCCCUUGCAGGUAAGAGCUAUUAGUUAUCAACUAUAAUUUACCCUCUGACUGUUGUGGGUUAUUUUAAGCCUGGAAAGCUCAGGUUUUAUUGCACCCCACUACCAUCUGGGAGAUUGAGGAUUCAAGCCCUAAACUGGACCAACACUCAGUGUCUUAAAAAAUUGCUGUUGAGAAUGUGUUGCCUUUGCUACAAAAUCUGCAAAUGAUUAUAUGUUGUAGUUUCCUCUGAUAAGGAUGAUGAAGCGUAGGCCUUUUCUCCUGCAUCUUCUCUGUACUAGUUAGCAGGGAAGGUUAAAGUUGUUGUGGUCUGGCUUUAAUUCCCAAACUGGGAGCAUCUGCAAAAUAUUCCCUUUAAAAAUUGCAUCUCACAAAGUUUUGUAAAGUUUCAAGAGCUUAAAAGAUGGUGUCAAAGAAAUCCUUCUUUGCUAUCAAAAUAAUUUUAAAAAUACAGUCAAACUCCCUUUGCUACUACCUCUCAUUAGCAACCUCUUUUUCAAAAUACUAAAAGUUUCGCUUGCCAGGAAAAACCAAAAGUUGUUUCAACAGAUGUCUUAAAAGUGGAGCUCCUGGAAGUGUUUCCUGAAAUGCAAAACAAUUACCAUAGAUCCUAAAUUUUUUUCCUUGAUUAUGCCACCAAAAGUCAUCACAAUAGGUUUUAAAUAAGCGCUUGCAAAAGGGUCCUGUCACCAUAUGCAAAUUACCACAAAAGUGGACUACCUUUAACCUGACCUCUGAUAAGUGAACACCUAGACUUCCUAGGUUCAACUGUAUGAGAAUAUUGUAAGUUGGUUUUAUACUCUGUGAUUGGCCUGGAAUGUUUGUGCUACCCUCAAUUGCAGUUUUAUUUUACACAUUUAAGACAGUUUUAGUAGUCUCUUUGUUUUUAAAUUUAGUCUCCAUUUGCGCCUUUUGAUGUUUUCAUUUGUUCUUAUUUUAAAUCCUAAUUAAACAUUUAGAGAAGUUUCAUCUUGCAAUUUCAGAAACUACGGGUUUCCACAAAUUGUAUCAACAAAAGGCCUGAACUAGAGGAAGAUGAGUACAUUUGUAAGUUGUUUUCUUCUUUGGCAUCUAUUGUUCAAGAAACAGAAGGGAAAAAGAUUCAGGGGUACUCUUAGCCACUUAAUUGCUAAAAUUUUGACUAUGAUAGUGAUACAUUGGUAUUGAUGAAAAAGAAUCGCACAGAAAUAGUUCCAUGCUCUCCCUUCAGUCUCUAUGUAGAAUCUGGGAUAGUUGUGCAUGAAUUUGUCCACUUCUCAAACAUUUUAACUGACAUAGUUUUGUGGUUUUUGUAGUUUGUAAUCACUGUGAUAAACUGCGUGUUGGUGACUGUCCAGUUCAUGGAGGCCUCAGAUGGAUAAAGGAACCAACAGCUGUUAUAGAAAGGGAUGGGUUGACUAGGGCAAGGUCAACCAUUCCAAGUAGCAUGGAUUUGAAGAUUUCGAGUAUUCCUGGUGAGUUAUUUUUUCCAGCUGUUAUCUUUCAUCUGUUAAAAAAAAACUGAAAUGAUGAAAGCUACAGGGCAUGUCUAUGAAUUUAAAAAAAGGUUUGGUAAUGUUAGGAAAGGUUUGUGUACAAACUGUGUUAUUGGCAUGCCAAAUUUUGAACUAUAUUGAUUGAUUCUUUUUAAGUCAAUUAGUAGUUUGUAGUGUUUGUGUUUUCCUUUGGUAGAAUGAUUUUGUAUGCUGGUAAUUGCACAAUUUUUGUUCACCCAGCCUACUCACAACAAAAGGACAUUUUUUAUUACCUUCCCUUUCACUAAAGUUUUUUUAUGAUCUUGGAAUACCUGUAGAGCAGUGUGAACCUUUAGGACAUAAAAAUGGUUCACUUAAGCUGCAGAAUGCGCAACACGAUGACAGUGAUAGAUACCAAAAGAGGAAGAAAAGUAAAUUCAUUCAAUCAUUAAAUCAACAGCUAGGAAGAGUUGUUUCAACAGCAUCUUAUAGCCAACCAUAUUAGCUAUGCCAUAGUCAUAGCAAGUCAGCAUGGUACAGCUAACCUAUGCAAAACUGGUAUUCUCUUAUAAGGCCAAAAGAACUUUUCAUGGCUGCCAACUUGAUUUCUUGACAGAAACAGGAUAGCCACGUUUAUCGAAAAACUGGCACAGUACCUCUGAUUUUUCGGAAAAAUCAGAGUCAUCACUACAUAAACGACGAAGUCUGAGAAACUGUAAAAAAGGUAUGGAGUUUUUGACGUGUGAUGGAAGUGAAGAUGAAUACAACAAGUAACUAUGUGAAUCUGUAAUAUUCUUACUACAAACUUACAGAUUCACAUAGUCACUUAUUGUAUUCAUCUUCACAUCCAUCACACGUCAAGAACUCCAUACCUUUUUCACAGUUUCUCAGACUUCGUCGUUUAUGUAGUGAUGACUCUGAUUUUUCCGAAAAAUCAGAGGUAAUGUGCCAGUUUUUCGAUAAACGUGGCUAUCCUGUUUCUGUCGUUCAAGCGGGCUACCACCGUGCCCAACAAAACGAAACGAAACGUCAGCUUUUUUACCCUUUACGGUGGCUAAUUUACGUUUUCAACCCAGUUGUUAACACUAAAUUACCUGCGAAAAGGAAAACACUGACCGCAUUCCAUUUACUCUUACAUUUCACCCUCACAACCACGCAGUUAAAUCUAUCAUUCUUAAAAAUUUUAAAUUACUCCAAAACGAUUCGGAGACUGGCACUAUCUUUUCGCAACCCCCACUUAUUUCAUUCAAACGUGACAAAAACAUAGGCAACUUUUUAGGCAGGAGAUCAUUUCAAACCAAUGACCAAUCUGGAACUUUUAAAUGCACUCGCUCACGAUGCAAAACUUGUCCUUUCAUUCAUAACGUAGAGAAAAUAUCGGGACCCAAAAGAUCCAUUAAGAUCAUUGAUCACUUUACGUGUACCUCCGCCAAUGUUAUUUACUGCAUAACUGGCACUUAUUGCAAUAAGUUAUACAUCGGCGAAACAGGAAGACGACUGGGUGACCGAUUCCGAGAACACCUUCGCGAUGUGGAAAGAAAUGACAAGGACGCAUCUAAACCAGUCGCUAGACACUUUAAUCUUCGUAAUCAUUCUAAACAGCAUAUGGCAGUUUGCGGCCUUUCCUUACAUCUAGGCAGUUCGGAAAGCCGUAAAACACUAGAACAAAAAUUUAUAUUCCAAAUCGGCACCCUUAAUCCCCACGGAAUCAACGAGCGCUUUUCAUUCAACUAAUUUAUUCCUGUUUUCUCGUCACCCUAUUCCCAUCAAUGGCGUAGCUCCACUUUCUGCAUAUAAACCCACACACAACCCACAAUUCCUCUAAUCGCUCUGACGAAGGGCUAACGCUCGAAACGUCAGCUUUUUUUACCCUUUACGGUGGCUAAUUUACGUUUUCAACCCAGUUGUUAACACUAAAUUACCUGAAAUUAUUUUGUAGUGCCCUCCACCGACUCAUUAUCAACUAUUAUCAACUCAGCUGAUAAAACCAACUUACAUGUCUCUUGCACUACCCCUUAAAGACACAGGACCACAGUCUCUAGAACAUUACCACCUUUUCCCCUUUAUUAACUUUAUCUCUGAUUUCUGUGUUUUUAGAUGCUGGUCUGGGGAUGUUUGCCAAAGAAAGAUACGAAGCAGAUGUUGUGUUCGGCCCCUACUGGGGUGAUAAGAUUGAUGUGGCAGAUUUAACACCAAACAGCGAUCAGAGCUAUAUGUGGGAUGUAAGCAAUUUGAAAUGUUGAAGUAUUGCCUUAUUCACAGCAUCCACACUCUUGCCCCUGACAAAAAUAAAUUGCUUGCAACUUUGGUUGUUGCCUUUAAUGACGAUGAAACAGGGAAUAAGGGCAUUGCAAGGAACGAUGUCGUGACAAAACUAGCAUAGUAAUUGUGCAAAACAACUCCACUGAAAAAAUCUCAGGGUUACGCUAUCACCCAAGAAGGGUCUGAGAGUUGAUACGAUGGCUUUAUAUGAGUAAGUGAGUUAGGUUAGUAAAGAAAUUGAAAUCAUCUUGUGAAGCGUCCUUGAACAGCUCGUAUGCGCCUGCAUUUCACUUGCAUGAAAUUUGACAUGCAUUAGGAGUACUCAGUAUGUCACCUGGGUUGUGUUCUUGAGUUAGUUUGUGUCGCACUCUCUAACUAAAUUUUAUCCUUUCUACUUAACCAUAACUGUUUUCGUUAUUUUCAGAUAAUUGAAAAUGGACGUGUCACUCAUGUUGUUGAUGCUCGCGCUGAAGAACACAGUAACUGGCUACGCUUUGUCAAUUGUGCUCGUAAUGAAGAUGAGCAGAAUCUUGUAGCCUUCCAGUUCCGGGGUGAAAUCUAUUAUCGUUCUUUCAAGACAAUAGAACCAGGAAUGGAGCUCUUGGUGUGGUAUGGAGACAAGUAUGCAUGUGAUUUGGCCAUCUUAAACAAAGAUACCACAAGAAAAAUGGAAGGCAAGUGCCCUGUUCUUUUACAGAACAUGACUAAUAUUUUUCGCAACGUGAUUUUAAUGAUUACUUCUUUUCUUACAGAUGGACCAAUACAGUGCCAAAAGUGUUUCAUGGUGUGUUCUGGGCCUGUUUCCUUUGCCAAUCACAACAAAUUCCGUUGCCAACUGAACAACGAUCACCACCGCUGGCGGUGCAUACACUGCGACAGAAGUUUUAAAGAUCAAAAAAGUCUUCAUUUUCACAAGUACAUCCAUAAAGGGGUGAAGCCGUUCACAUGUGGAGUUUGUGAUAGGGUGUUCGCAUUUAAAUCAUCGAAAAAUAGGCAUCAAAAACAGAUGCACCCAGCAGUUACACUAGACUGCCGUUGCACCUUGUGUUCCAAUGUGUUCGACGAUAAAAACAAGCUCUGGCAGCACGAAAGGACAUUUCACGCAGUGAAACGUUUGUCUAAUGGCACCUUUGAGUGUUUGAAGUGCCAGAAGCGUUUUACCCAAUGGGUUAAUCUUCUGAGGCACAGGAAACAGACGGUGCACUCCAAUUCUAAAGAAUUUAUUUGUAAAACAUGUGGUAAGGCUUUCAAGAAGGAGGGAAAUUUGGUUAGACAUGAAGCUCUGCACAAACCUUUAGGACCCUGCACAUGUUCCGAAUGCGGAAAAAAUUUCUUGUUUAGCCAUGACUUACGGAAGCAUGUACUUCAUAAUCAUGCCAAGAUGGACCCGAAAAAAGCUGUUGAUGGAUGUAAGUCUGACAAAGAUGUAAAUAUCACGAAAGGUUCCUCUGAAAAGCGCCAUGCUAGGGAUACAUUCCAUUGUCACAUUUGUAAGACGAAGUUUCUCUAUACCUUCACCUACUCGAAACACAUGCGGGAAAAGCAUCCUUCGUUUAAGGUUGCUAGGUGCGGUAUAUGUUCAAAGGUUUGUAAUGAUAAACGUCGCUUGGCCUUACACAUGGCCACCAGACAUCGAAAAUUGAAGAACAGUGCCAAAUUACACCCGAACGUUUCCGAGAAUAAAGGAAAAGCAUCAAAUGGGAUGCAUCAGUGCGAUAUUUGCUUGAAAGAGUUCGUGUCGCUCGAGUCGUUGAAAGCACAUAGGGGUCAUCAUAACCGGCAAAAGGUUUUAGACAAUCAGAAGUCUGGUAGAAGGAAAGUUCUUGCAAGUCCGUUGUUGAAUGAAAAUUCUUCUCCCAAGCUUGGUCAAAGUGCAACCUUCAGCUGUAAAAUCUGUAACAAGUCAUUUGAAACUUCGACUUCUUUGCGUUCCCACUCUGCUCACCACAGCCGCAGUCCUUCUCAGAGUGGAGAUAAGUCUUUUAGUGAGCUACUCUCAAGCUCUUCGUCGGAAGAAAAGCCCUCCCUAAGAAGUGCUGCAAGCUCAGCUUUUAUUUGUAGAAUCUGCAACAAGUCAUUUAAAUCUGUGAAUGCCUUAGGUAGCCAUACCGGCCACCACAGCCGCAGCCCAUCUCAGAAGAGUUUGAAGUCAUCAAUUGUAAAACAAAGAAAAUCGCGUGGUGCAUUUCCCUCGACUUCCUCGUCGCAAGUUCGGCAGAAGAAUCCUCAGCCCAGCAGAGAUUUAUCUGGCUCUCAGUUCGUGCCAGGUUCAAAGGAAAGUGUAUCAUCAGUGAGCCCCCCGAAGCAGUUUAGCUGUGAAGUGUGUGGAAAAGGAUUUCAUUCGAAGAAAAUUCUGGGUCAUCAUAGAGGACACCACUUCCGAAAGAACAACAACGAAAGUUCUCCAUCCAAUCUUUCCUCAAAUGAAAUCAUAGCAGUUGCUGAAACCAAUAUACAGAAGGAACAUGAACGCGACGCAUGCAUCCAGUCAUUUGAAUCCAGCAACUCCCCGUCUCCACGCAAGGGGGAACACACCAGAAUGACGAAUGUUUGCGUGUGCUUACUUUGUCAAAGAGAGUUUUCGUCGAAGUUGGCUCUGGUGCGUCACAAAUUACGUUCCCAUCGGAUCGGUCCAUAUCAAUGCAAGCUUUGUGGCGAAAGUUUCCGAACUUGUAUGGGUCUAAGUCGUCAUGUAUUAUAUAAACACGGAAGCCGUUCUACUUUUCAGUCGAAGAGUAAUACAAUCGGCUCUUCAAAAUUCAAAUGCCUUAGUUGUACAAAGCACUUCUCGACGUACAGUGGACUCUUCAAACACAUGCGGAAGUUACACGUUGACUUCAGUUUCUGUGCCCAAAGCAGUAAGAGUGAAUUGAAGGCUACGAGUGAUACCUGGAGGUGUCAGCUCUGCAGCAGAGAGUACCUAAGUGUCAGUGGCUUGCGUAAACAUCUGAAGAACAAGCACCCGAAGCAGAAGUAUGAUCCUAAUCAAGGAUGUAAGCCAGCGAGAAAAGAUGAGUUUAAAACCACCACUGUUAAGGGAAAAAAACAGUGUCGUAGUUGCAAAGUUAGAUUCUGUCCAGCUCAAAGUGCCAACCGAUCGUAUUGUAUGCGUUGCAGUAGAAAAUUGCAAAGGAAAGGUGAAGCCAUCAGUCCACAAUCUAGGCAAUCACCUGUUAACAGUAAUAUUCAGAAGAACGUGCAGUCCAUUGGACGGAAAAGAAAUAUAAAUCAUUUAUCGAUGCCAUCCAAAAAGAGAACAGUGAGGGCUUUCCAUUGCUUCUACUGUCAGGAGGGUUGUUCAACAAUCAACAGUCUCUACAAACAUUUGAUGGUUGUUCACCGAGAUGACUUUGGAUCGAAUCCCACUGGUUUCCGUAAACCCCUAGAUAACCAGACAAGAAACGAAGCCCAGAACCACACUAGAAAUCAAAACUUGCAGACCAAAACUUGUCUUUGGAGUUGCCAGUACUGCAGUAAAGAACUUCAGACUGAGAGUGGUUUAAGGAGACAUGUCAAGAACAAACACGGAAAAAAGGUACGUGUUCCUGACCAAAGAAUUAAGCCAGAUAAGAUCAACUGCUAUGAAUCAAGUGAUAGCAACGUGGCUGAGUCAACACACGUUUGUCGACUUUGUAACAUUAACUACUCUACAAACAAAAGUCUUCAUUGCAUAAGUUGUAAUGAAGAAUUGCUGAGCCAAAUGAGCGCCAGUACGGAAAUGAAAGAGAGAAGAGAUCGUCCACAUCGUUCAACGACUCUUUCAACCGGGAAUGCUGUAAGGGCAUUUAAGUGCUUGUACUGCCGUAAAGGUUUCUCUACAAUUAACAGCUUCUACAAGCAUAUGGUGAUUGCACACCAAAAUGGCUUUUCAUCGAAAAGCCACACUUCCAAGAAACCCCUAUGUAGCCAAAUUUCAAGUGAUUCCAACAACAAUUCUAUUCAGCGCGUAUCGACAAAUUUUGCUCCUUGGAAAUGUGAGGACUGUGGUAAAAAAUUCCGGAGUGCCACUGGUUUUACCAGGCAUGUCGAUACUAAACACAGUAGGAAAAGGAGGUCCAGUCGGGGCCGCGUGUGUAAGUUGGAAGGA
Messenger RNA from Pocillopora meandrina, 7887 nucleotides. Lineage: Eukaryota; Metazoa; Cnidaria; Anthozoa; Scleractinia; Pocilloporidae. The record is from the annotation of a GenBank genome assembly.